Pseudoliparis swirei is the source of this 1630-nucleotide messenger RNA. RefSeq names its product interferon regulatory factor 1b (gene irf1b). Gene Ontology annotation, cellular component: nucleus. Lineage: Eukaryota; Metazoa; Chordata; Actinopteri; Perciformes; Liparidae. Gene Ontology annotation, molecular function: RNA polymerase II cis-regulatory region sequence-specific DNA binding; DNA-binding transcription factor activity, RNA polymerase II-specific. The coding region runs from base 239 to 1090 and encodes 283 amino acids. The transcript is spliced from 10 exons. Gene Ontology annotation, biological process: regulation of transcription by RNA polymerase II; immune system process. The record is from RefSeq and is a predicted model, not a curated record.
AGGGCGCGCGCUCCGGGAGCCGCAGUCAGAGCGAGCCGCAGUCAGUCAGAGCCGCAGUCAGUCAGAGCCGCAGUCAGUCAGAGCCGCAGUCAGUCAGAGCCGGUCCGGAUCGAGACCCGCCGGUCCAGUGGAUACCACCUCCCCGGCAACGAGACGCUUCUCCGGGACCAGCUCAAGCAGCAGCUCCUCUUCCUCCUCCUCCUCUUCUUUAUUCUCCUCUGAACGGAUUGUGUCCAACAUGCCGGUGUCCAGGAUGAGGAUGAGACCGUGGAUCGAGCAGCUGAUCGAGUCCGACGCCGUCACGGGCCUCAGCUGGAUGGACCGGGACAAGACAAUGUUCUCCAUCCCCUGGAAACACGCGGCUCGCCACGGCUGGGAGAUGGAGAAGGACGCGGGUCUGUUCAAACAGUGGGCCAUUCACACAGGGAAGCACGUGGAGGGCCAGGAGCCCGACCCCAAGACCUGGAAGGCAAACUUCCGCUGCGCCAUGAACUCGCUGCCCGACAUCAAGGAGGUGAAGGACCGCAGUACCAACAAGGGCCACCAGGCGGCACGCGUCUUCAGGAUGCUGCCCGCCAGCCCCAAGGCCCGAGACAAAAAGUGCAAAGCGAAGCAGACGAAGACGAGGAGGAAGAACUUGACUCUGAAGAUGGAGGAAGACGAGCAGCGCGCGGCUCCGCCCCCCCAGGAGAACACGGUGGACAGCACGGUGCUCGCCGAGCAGCCGGACCUCCCCUUCGAGCCGCAGGCCGAGGUUCCUGACUUCAGUCUGUCGGUGGAGAUCGACUCCAGCAGCUUCUGCCAGAGGUUCGAGGUCUCGCCGCCGCACGGCUCUGAUAUCGACUACUCCGACGACAUGGUCCAGAUUUGCCAGCAGCUGGAGAACGAGUCCCACUGGCUGAUGCUCGGCCUGGAGGCCCCGGGGCCCCUGAGCAGCGAAGCAGGCACCAGCCCGGGCAGCCAUUGGAGCGAGUCGUCCUCAGCCGACGACCUGGAGGAGAGCCUGCAGUACACGACUCUGGGCACAGACACCCACUCCACCACCGGCGCCAUAUGGAAGGACAUCUUCCAGGAGGACCUCCAGCACUAGAGAAGAGAGGAGAGGAGAAGAGAAGAGAGGAGAUGAGGAGAGAGGAGAAGAGAGGAGAUGACAGGAGAGCUUUCUGACACUUUGGACUUUCAGAAAACAGCUGGUCCUACCCCCCCCCCCCCUCCCUGCACACUGAAGACCCGGAGCCUGAGUGACGUCGGUGCGCUGGAGGAACUCACCGUUCUUUCUCCGUGUUUUUGGCUGGUUCAAGGCAUGAGAGACGCUCUGACGCUCUGUGAGAGACACUCUGUGAGUGACGCUCUGUGAGAGACACUCUGACGCUCUGUGAGUGACGCUCUGUGAGAGACACUCUGUCAGUGACGCUCUGUUAGACAUCAUCAUAAUCACACUUACCUGUAAACAGAGAUCCAUAGAGUGGACGUGUAACGUCCCUCUAUCAUGACUCUCUCUCCGUCACGUUUUUAGAGAAAUGUCUUAACUUCUGGUGAAAAGCUUCUAAGUCGUGGAGUUCCAAUGUCGACGUGUAAAGUCUUUUUUUGGUUUGUGUGGUUUUGUAAAAUAAAUCUAAAUGUGAAUGAA